AUGGAAUGGGACGGCGAGGUCGGCAUGAACUCCGUCCCGGACGGCGUCGUGCAGCACAUCCUGUCGAUGCUCAGCAACGCCCGCGACGUGGCCGCCUGCGCCUGCGUCUGCCGCCGCUGGCGCGAUUGCGUCCCCUACCUACCCGCGCUCUUCUUCCCGCGGAACGCCUUCGACGCGGCCGCCGCGGCAAGGGGCGCCGCGGACGACGUCAUCGGCCGGAUGGUGGCCUCCGUCGCGCGCCUCAGGGAGCUGGUCAUCUACUGCCCCUUCUCCAUGGCGCGCCUCCCGGCCUGGCUCGCCGCGCGGAGCGCCACGCUCCGGGUGCUCGAGCUGCGGAUGGACGCCGCCGCCGACAAGGUCGCGGAGGGUGGGCACCUCGACUGCAUCGGCCUGGCUUCGAACCUGGAGGAGCUCAGGCUCUGGGGAGUGUCUCUCACGGCCGCGCCCGCGUGGGGCCGGAUGGAGCGGCUCCGCGUGCUGGAGGUUGUCGGUGCGUCGCUGCGGGAUAGCGCCGUGAGGGACGCCAUCGCCGCGUGCCCCAACCUCACCGAUCUGUCUCUGCUUGGCUGCGACUGCUCCGGCACGGUGGCUAUCGACCUUCAACUGCUCCAGCGGUGCCGGCUCGACAUCCUCGGCGCCGGCAACUGCUCGCUGUUGCUCACCGCGCCUCGCCUGGAGUCGCUCGAGAUCCAGGGCUUCACCUGGAUCACUCUGUGUGGUGGCCACAGCCUCCGCCGCCUCUCAAUUGCCAAGAGCACCGGGAGGGUUCACAAGGUGGACACUGGGAAUCUCCCAGAUCUGGAUCACCUCUCGCUGCGCGGUGUCCAGUGGGACUGGGCCGCAGUGAGCUCGGUGCUGCAGUGCGCUAGCGAGGUGAAGCAUCUAGUGAUGAAGAUAGAGUUCUGUGGAGACUUGGACGCACUCCAGCCGUUCCCGGAAGUCGAUUUGGUUGACUUCUUCGACAGCCACCCCAAGCUCCGCAAAGUUGAGAUCCAUGGUGCCAUGUUCGCUGCCCUGUGUCAGAAAAAUAGCCUGAAAAAUUUGAAUUCAAGGUUCCUCAUCCCUUGUUUGGAAGAGGUUCUGAUCACUGUACGCUCCCCGCUCAAUGCUGAACAGAAGCUGAACACUCUCGAGUCGCUUGUGAAGUACAGUGUGAAGCUGCGGACGAUGGUCAUCAGAAUCUCACAGAUGAAGAAUUGCCAUGAAGCUGCUGACGAGUUCUUUGAGGAGAUAUGUAAGUUCAAGUACAUGAACUACAGGAAAGUGCGAAUUGAAUAA
This is a messenger RNA of Miscanthus lutarioriparius, 1278 nucleotides long. The record is from the annotation of a GenBank genome assembly. Lineage: Eukaryota; Viridiplantae; Streptophyta; Magnoliopsida; Poales; Poaceae.